AUGUCUUCCCACACUGCCAAGGCCACGCGUUCCGCUUCUCAAGCUUUAUCUCGAUCGUCGUCCCUGAUCCCCAAACAACCUCACUCACCCACCCCUGCGAUAGCUUCCCGAUCAACAACAUCAAUAACAAAGAGCUUUGCGACUUGCUGCAGCUCAAUCACCAAACUAUCACCUCUCACACAACAAGUCCACAGGUCGUUUCCGACGCCAGCCGCCAAGAUGUCGACCAUGCCAGCUCAGCACGGCCACAGCGAGGGAUGCUGCAACAUCCCUCCUGUCGUCUCCAAGGGCUACGAUGCCAAGGGCAGCUACGAGGAAAUUGGAGGAAAGAAGACUUACGUCACCGGUCCCGCCGACGCGAAGAAGGCCAUCAUCGUCACCUUUGAUAUCUUCGGAUUCUUCCCCCAGACGCUCCAGGGAGCCGACAUCCUGGCCACCAGCGGCGCCGAGAAGUACCGCGUCUUCAUCCCGGACUGGUUCGCUGGCGAGCCUUGCCCUAUCGAGUGGUUCCCUCCCAACACCGAGGAGAAGCAGAAGAACCUCGGCGGCUUCUUCCAAAAGUUCCCGCCCCCCAAGAUUGCUGGGGAGACCCCCGACUAUGUCAAGGCCGUUCAGUCAAAGUACUCGUCCAUUGAGUCCUUUGCUACCAUUGGUUACUGCUGGGGAGGCAAGGUCGUUUCCCUCGUGGCCUCUGGUGACAAGAACCCCUUCAAGGUCGCCGCCGAGAUCCACCCCGCCAUGGUCGAGGCCGAUGACGCCAAGGGCAUCAAGAUCCCUCUUAUCCUGCUCGCUUCCAAGGACGAGCCCGAGGAGGAUGUCAAGAAGUUUGAGGCCAACCUCAACGUCACCAAGCACGUUGAAACUUUCAAGGACCAGAUCCACGGAUGGAUGGCCGCUCGCUCUGAUUUGGAGGAUUCUAGAGUCAAGGAGGAGUACACUCGUGGUUACAAGACUGUCCUUGAGUUCUUUGGCAAGAACUUUUAA
This is a messenger RNA of Colletotrichum orchidophilum, 984 nucleotides long. Its product is annotated as dienelactone hydrolase. NCBI's taxonomy places the organism in Eukaryota, Fungi, Ascomycota, Sordariomycetes, Glomerellales, Glomerellaceae. Gene Ontology annotation, molecular function: hydrolase activity. The transcript has 3 exons. The record is from RefSeq and is a predicted model, not a curated record. The coding region runs from base 1 to 984 and encodes 327 amino acids.